UCAGCGCGGCGCGCUCCGUGGUCCGAGCGCAAGGGGACCGCGCGGCGGCGGCGGCGGCGUCGUCCAUGAUGAUCCUCGGCGUAGCGCAGCGCUGAGGCGGCCGGGGGCUGGCGGCGGCGGAGACAGCGAGCAGACGCAGCUGAUUAGACGCGGAGGCUUAGUGCAGAAGACGCUGCCUGCGCACGCCGUCGUCUCAGCAGCAGCAGCGGCAGCAGCAGCGGCGGCUGCGGCAGCCCCGGGCGAGUCAGCAUCGAGCGGCGCGCGCAGCGCCACGGGCCGCUCGGCUGGACCCGCUCGCCGGCCGGCCGGCCGCCGCCCUCGCCCCGGUGCCAGCGAAGGCGGUGCCCAAUGUUCCAUCUCCCCGUGCUCAGCUUCAGCCCGCAGCAGGUGGCGAGCGUCUGCGAGACGCUGGAGGAGAGCGGCGACGUGGAGCGCCUCGCCCGCUUUCUCUGGUCGCUGCCCGUGGCCCCGGGCGCCUGGGAGACGCUCAACAAGAACGAGGCCGUGCUGCGCGCCCGCGCCGUCGUCGCGUUCCACGCGGGCAACUACCGCGACCUGUACGCCAUCCUGGAGGGCCACCGCUUCUCCAAGGCGUCGCACGCCAAGCUGCAGGCCAUGUGGCUCGAGGCGCGCUACCAGGAGGCCGAGAGGCUCCGCGGCCGCCCGCUGGGGCCCGUAGACAAAUACCGCGUGCGUAAGAAGUUCCCGCUGCCGCCCACGAUCUGGGACGGGGAGCCCAAGACGCACUGCUUCAAGGAGCGGACGCGCCGCGUGCUGCGGGAGUGGUACCUGCAGGACCCGUACCCCAACCCGGCCAAGAAGCGGGAGCUGGCGCAGGCCACGGGACUCACCCCCACGCAGGUCGGCAACUGGUUCAAGAACCGCCGGCAGAGGGACCGCGCCGCCGCCGCCAAGAACAGGCUCCAUCAGCCGUCGCUCUCUCCCGGAGCCGUGGGCUUGCGGGAGGAUGAAGAAGACGACGACGAUGACGACGACGACGAAGAGGACGACGACGAAGAGGAGGAGGAGGAGGCGGGUGCGGGACCCGGGCGAGGCCUGCGGAGCUCUUCAGGAGCCGCCGCCGGGAGCCCCGGAGCCGCGAGCCUCUCGAGCCUCGGGGAGCCGCCGGCGCACCCCGCGUCCAGCGACGGCUCCGACUCGGAGGCGUGAGCCGGCGGGAGCCAGCGGGAGCCAGCGGGAGUGGCGGCGGCGGGGGGGGGAGGUGCUGAUGGUUAUGAUAAUGAGGCGAGAAGGAGAGGAGGAGGAAGGUGGGACGAGGGGGAGCAGGAGGAGACGACCACGAGGGACCGACGACGAGGAAGAGGAGGAGGAGGCGAUGUCAUCGCUUGCGCCACCCUUCACCAAAUCCUCGUGACCAUCGCGAGUAGAUGAUGACGAUGAUCGUGGUUCCUGAAACAGUUUUGCUCGUGCGUGCGUCGUGCGCGUGGCACCGAUCUAUGUCAUCGCAUCUCCCACCCACCUAACACAUACAGUAUAAACUUACAGUCUAUACAGUAUCCGUGUAUAUACAUCUACCACGACCCAAAAAGUAGAGCAAAAACGGGGCUUCACCUCGCGGUAGUUUCGUCACAAUGAGCACUUAGCAGCGUCUGCUGGUACUGAAGUGAAAUGUCUGUAAUGACCACCACCACUAUCACAAGCAACACCAUCAUCACCACCACCAUUACCAUCACCACCAUUAUCAUCACCACCACCAUCAUCACCACCACCACUAUCACAAGCAACACCAUCAUCACCACCACCAUCAUCACCACCACCAUUAUCAUCACCACCAUAAUCACCACCACCAUCACUAUCACAUCCAACACCACCACUAUCACAUCCAACACCAUCACCACUAUCACAAGCAACACCAACAUCACCACCACCAUUAUCACCACCACCAUCAUCACCACCAUCACUAUCACAUCCAACACCAUCAUCACCACCACCAUCACUAUCACAUCCAACACCAUCACCACCAUCACAUCCAACACCAUCACCACCACCACUGUCACAACCAACACCAUUAUCAUCAUCAUCACCACCAUCAUCACCGCUACCACCACUGUCAUAACCAACAGCAUCAUCACCACCACCAUCACCACCAUCAUCAUUAUCACUACCAUCAUCACCACCACUAUCAUAUCCAUCAUCAUCAUCAUCACCACUGCCACCAUCACCACCACCACCACUAUCAUAUCCACCACCACCAUAAUAAUCACCAUCACCACCACCAUCAUCUCUAUCCCGUGAUGUCGGGGCGCUGCCUCCACUAAGAGGGUGAUUCGGGUUUCAGAAAUCCGCGGCAGCCACCCCCCCAAUGCCAGGAGACGAGGCCGAGUGUCGCCCGCUCACCACCACACGACCCCUCCCCAAACAUAGGUACUACACGCACAGGUGUACACGCAGGUGUACACGCACAGGUGUACACGCAGGUGUACACGCACAGGUGUACACGCAGGUGGCACAUGUAGAUACAUACGUGACAUACUGGCAGGCAUACACACACACAUAGGUGACACGCACAGGUCAAACAAAAACAUACAAAGAUCCCCUUACGGACUGUUGGGGCAAGUGCUGUUAGCGAGCGUCUGUGAAGGUGGGCACGGCACACGAGGAGGUGGGUGGCCAACACCACGCUCGGUCGCCUUUGUCUCCCUCGUGGCGAUGUUUACACAUCGCACUCGGUACUCAUUUGAGGCUGAGUCGACCCAGGAGAGGUCCAGGUCCCGGUGCCGAAUUCAGGUGGUGGCUCUCAUCCCGCGGCUCCGUGCCCAGGGGACCCUCGCUCCGCUGCGAGUUCGAAGCUCCGUGAAUUUCGAGAUGCACUUUUUUAAAUUUCGAAGUCACGAACGGGCGUGCGAUGCGCUGGCGUUGAAUGGACGUGCGCUCACUGUGGUUCUAGAUAUUUACUAAUAUAGCGCCGUCCUCUUGGAGUUUCGACACUGGCCGGGACGCACCUGUCCAUUGCAGAAGCAUUGUAAACAUAAAACACAGGGCAGAAACAUAAAACAUAGAGCAGAAACAAUGCCCUCGCUAUCUAAGACAUCACCGAGUUAAGAUGUUUGGUCAAUUCUAUUUGCGAGUGCUUAGCAACGCACGGGACGAACAGACCGAGCGACGGCGCUUACGUGAGCUAGGAUUGAACUCAUCACGUACGGCAGCCGGUGUUGGGUUCAGCCCAGUGACAGAUCCGCGGUUUACUUCCCACCGCAUUGCUGCUGAAUAUCGUUCGUGAAGAUCGUUCUUCAACUCAUGGGGGAUUUAAUUUGUUCGGCUGUGUCAGGUGACGGUGGGGGGGGGGGUCUUACGACUUUAAUUUGGUGAGAUCGUCAGGUGGGCCUCACCCCCCGAAUGAAUUAUUAUGAAUCACGCUCCUAAUUCAUCUUUGGCAUUUCACAUCUGCGGGACUGGUCACCGUUUUCGCGUCCGGUGACAAUUCCAUCCUCCCGUGACCCCUUCCUGUGUCACUCAAACUUUUCUUCCUGGGCCAGGGGCCCUGCUGGGAGGCUCCCGCAGUUGGCCAGGGCCGCGGCAUGAAUUGAGGAAGUCGAAUCCGGUGGAAGCGACAGAGGCGAGAUGAUCGACUUCCCUUGCUCUGCAUCACAGAACGCCACAAUCCUGGAGCGAUCAGUUGCGCAACUUCAUCGCCCGCGACUGCUUUGUCCACAUCUGAGCGAGUAGUCGAGCAACACUUUUGUUGUUGUUGUUGUUAAGAGCCACAUUCAGCAUUGUAAAACAACCAAUCACCAAUUCGCGUAGCACGUUGUUAAUCAUGUCGCUACAAAUCGCCGAAUAGACCAACGCGUAAAAGUCGGUUUUUUUUCUCGACUGUGACCAUCAACCGAUUGCACGACUUCAACCCCCCAAUCCGGUUGCAGACACGUCCGUAUAAUAAGCGAGUCAGUUGCACUCGAGCAAGUUGCGUGCAACCGCUCGCUCGGGUGUCGGGAGCGGCUUCACGGCAGCUCCUGACGGCGCCCGAGAGCGCCUCUCGUCACCACGAGGUGCCGCUUGGGCGCCGGGAUCCAUUGUCGGGUCGCGCGUCUCUCGCUGAUUGCGAGAGACUGUCGCUGGGAUGCAGGCGAUGUUCGUUGCCGGAGUUUGUCUGUGGCCUGAGCCGAACGCCACUCGGCAGGGGCUCUCCUCGUCUCCUCCUCCUCCUCCCGUCGUCUCCUUCGCGAGGCGAUGGCACCCAACGAGACAUCAUCGGUCUCCAUCUCUUCCUUUGUACCACGUGGUGCGCAUAAGGCCCCCACCCCGAACCCUCCUCCUUCGUAGCCGCCAAACUCCCGGGGCUCCCAGCGCAGGUUCCGACCAAGCUGCUCGCUCCCGAUGGCGAGAGCGCGAGUGGAGCGAAGCCACCAACCGAGGAGUGAACGGACGAGCAGACGACCGAAUGGAGCGAAUGACCCGGCCAAUUCCGCUGACCUUCCUGCACCCUCCCCCUCACUCCCACCUUUCCAACGCACGCAUGACGUCACCUGCAACUCACCCACCCCCCCUUCCCUCCACCGCCCCCCACUUUGCCUUGAAGAUGCACAUCGACGCGGAGGGACACGUGGGGAGGCGAGAGUGCGGCUCUAGGUGGUGAAGGUCGAUGCCGAGCGCGCGCAGACCGGGGUGAGGCUCGCGGUGUCAGCGCCCCCCCCCCCGUGCCACUGAGUUUUCGUCGCGUGGAGGGCUCCUCGCUCACAGCUCGCGAAGGAGGCCGCGUAUACACGGGUAGCUCGCGGUAGGUGAGGUACACGGAGACACGGGAGAGACGCGGUUGAGACACGGGAGAGACAUGAGAGAGACACGAGAGAGACGCGGUUGAGACACGGCAGAGACACGGCAGAGACACGGGUGACAUGCGCAGGUAACACACACGCAUAAACACACAAGCAUGUAACAUACAGACAUAGAGAGGCAUACACACCCUGUAGGUGACACGGGUUGAACACACGCGAACACCAAUUUGGUUGGCAAGCAGAAGAAGCUCCCAGACACGCGCUAGCACACACACACACAUAGUUAACACAAGACAAAGAUCCCCCUGAUAGCCUUCACAGACUUUUGAGGCAAGUGCUACCUGUUAAAGGCUCUACGGGGUAUCUUUAUCUAUAUUUAUAAAGUAAAUCGUCAUCUAAGUAAAUUAAUAAUUAAGUGUAUAUUUAACAGCCCUUUUUAUCAAUCCAAUUUGGGAUGACAGAGACAAAUAUCAUCUGGGUAGCCUUAACAGACUGUUGGGGCGAGUGCUGUUAGCGAGUAGCAGCGCCUACAAAGGCCGGCACGGCAACACGAGGGAGUGGUGGGUGGGUGGUCAGCACCGCGCCCGCCCGCCUUUGUCUCCCCAGUGGCAGGGGUGAUGAUGAUGGAUGUCCUUGUUAACCUCGUCGGCUCCAUUGUCACAGCUGCUGCUGCAACUACUACGGCUUCUACAACUAAAUUACUAUGGCAACCACGACUACCCCUACAAGGACUACUGCUAUACUAUUAAUACAGUAUUAUUAUUCUUAAGAGCGGUCAUUUGCAAACCACUUGUUAAAUAAACUUGCAAC
This is a messenger RNA of Lethenteron reissneri (Far Eastern brook lamprey), 5546 nucleotides long. RefSeq names its product homeobox protein SIX6-like. Gene Ontology annotation, biological process: regulation of transcription by RNA polymerase II. The record is from RefSeq and is a predicted model, not a curated record. Gene Ontology annotation, cellular component: nucleus; transcription regulator complex. NCBI's taxonomy places the organism in Eukaryota, Metazoa, Chordata, Hyperoartia, Petromyzontiformes, Petromyzontidae. Gene Ontology annotation, molecular function: DNA-binding transcription factor activity, RNA polymerase II-specific; RNA polymerase II cis-regulatory region sequence-specific DNA binding.